AUGUCGCUGGGAUUUGGGAGAGCAGCAGGCAAAGGUUCGAUUUGGCUUGACACCCUUAGGAUCCCAACCUUUGAUUUUAACUUCGAAAAUGUGAUGCUUGAUUCAAGUCUAAACCAAUCACCUGACCAUAUAUCAGUCGGUUCAGUGCCAAAAAAGUCUAGUACUUCCUCACGAGGUCGACACCGUAAUUUCUCAUCAUCAACAUGCAAAGAUUUUCUCCGGAAGUUUGUGGACAGUGAACUUUUAACUUCAAGCCUUGAGGAUUGGUUCUCUGGUCACAGUGAAGAUUGUGGUUUCAGGAAGCCAGCUUUUGAUGUUCCUUUCGACCUUACUGAAUUACAGAAUUUUGACUAUGCUCUGGAGGGUGUUACUUUUCAGCAGCUAGUAAGGAUGCCAAAUGCUCUAUAUGCGUCAACAUCAGAUGUUUUUGAAGCUACUGCAUAUCUUGCUUUGGAAGAUUUCCUUCAUGCAGGCAUUAAAGGAUUGUGGGAAACUUUCUGGGGCCCUCAUGAGGCAAUGCCUUCCUCAGUUGUUUGUAUACACAGCUCAAGUUCCAAGUUUUAUCCUGCUGAGAAGGCUAUUAGCAGUGGAAAACUCGAUGGUGUUUGUGCAACUUCGGUACUGCUGAAGAAUUUGAAGCAUUCACAAGGAAGGUGGGAUCAUAUUGUCGUGUUGGCUUUGUUGAGACCUGAUAUUGGAAUGUUUGGAAGAGUGGUAAAGGUCCAAGGAGAUUUGAACAAGCUGGAUUUUGGUCUGAACAAUGUUUAUUACUGUGCUGCUGAAUGGAUAAAGAAACAUGCCGAGAUUUCAGUUUCUUCUAUAGAUCGAGUAUGGAACAAACUUGGGAAUGCUAACUGGGGAGACAUUGGGACCCUUCAAGUUCUCAUGGCUAUAUUCCUCUCAAUGAUCCAAUUUUAUGGAGAACCUAAGUAUUCUCUUGAUGAACUUGCCACAGAACAUAGUUCAAGGCUACAAAGUCGAAGAUCAGAAAGACAUUUAGUUGACAGACAAGCUAAUGGUCAUGGUUUAUUUCAGUUCCAACAGCCAAGUCAUUCUCCUGAAAUUGUCGAAGUACCGGAGGAACCAGCUGUUGAUGUGAAACCACAGGAAACCUUGAAGCUUGAAAUAGGAUCUGUUGUAUUAAUGGAUGAUGCUUACAUACAGAAAGGUUUUCAAAUCAAUGACAUCCUAACAGACAGUGAUCCUCCUAUUUAUACUUCUACUCCUGUAGAAGAACCUACCAAAACUUAUUUACUGUAUGUAGGCUCCAGCCCGUCUCAUUUAGAACUGUCUUUGAUGAAGCAAAGAGGCAUUUCUAGCAGAUAUAUACCACAUAUGGCAUCUUCUGGGCGGGUCAUCCAUCCAGGCACAUGCAAUAAGCCUAACUCAAAUGGAAAUUGUGGUCAUCCAUGGUGCAGUACUCCAAUUCUUGUCACCUCACCAGAUGGUCAGACCAUUUCAAAUCUGAUACGGAAUGGAUUGUUCGGUGUUGAGGAGGCACUGAGAUGUUGCCAUGACUGUUUAUCCGCUCUUGCUGCAGCAGCAUCUGCAGGAGUCCGUCACAGUGAUAUCCGGCCAGAGAAUGUGAUCCGUGUCAGUAAUGGUUGA
Messenger RNA from Miscanthus lutarioriparius, 1608 nucleotides. The record is from the annotation of a GenBank genome assembly. Lineage: Eukaryota; Viridiplantae; Streptophyta; Magnoliopsida; Poales; Poaceae.